Molecule: messenger RNA, 6624 nt
Organism: Nerophis ophidion (straightnose pipefish)
Lineage: Eukaryota; Metazoa; Chordata; Actinopteri; Syngnathiformes; Syngnathidae
Gene: chd1
Product: chromodomain helicase DNA binding protein 1
Exons: 36
Coding region: 220-5559 (1779 amino acids)
Biological process (GO): regulation of transcription by RNA polymerase II; nucleosome organization
Cellular component (GO): nucleus; chromatin
Molecular function (GO): chromatin binding; ATP hydrolysis activity; histone binding
Source: RefSeq, a predicted model, not a curated record
CAGUCCGCUGAUGACGUCACUGUGCGGGGUUUCCGAGUGGAGCGAAUGUACGGCGUCAUGGCGGAGACCGGCUGUCCGAACAUCCUGGAAUGAAAUGCCCGCUUUACUCCGUCUCACUUGACCAGCCAGCUUGGGAUUUCUAACUCCAUUUCAGUGUGAAGGACGUAGCAGUAUACAUAAUAUAUAUAUUUGAGCCACGUCUACAUUCUAGACGUUAGGAUGGCAGGACGUAGCGAGGAUGAAAGUGUCAGCAACAGCAGUGGAGAAUCAAGCAAUUCUGAUGAUGAAUCAGGUUCUGGAUCCCGAUCAGCAUCCAAGUCAGGUUCAGGUUCCAGUUCGAGCUCCUCCAGCAGCAGCAGCCGGUCAGGAAGCAGUGACUCAGGAAGCGGCUCAGACUCUGGCAGCGGGUCCGAUUCUGAGACAGAAAAAUCCAAGGAAAAGAUUGAACCCCCAAAUAAGUCCAACAUUGACGGCGCUGAUUUCUGGAAGUCCAAUCCAAGUAUUCUAGCAGUGCAACGAUCUGCUAUGCUCAGGAAACAGCAGCAGCAGCAACAGCAGCAGAGACAAAGCUCCUCAAAUACUGGAUCUGAUGAGGACUCAUCAAGUAGCGAUGAAUCAGACUCAUCAAGUGGAUCCAAAAGGAGAAGAAAUUCUGGCUCUUCUGACUCUGGAUCGGGAAGUGGAUCUGGAUCCGACUCGUCUGUGGAAAAGAACAGUGAUGAAACGGCAUCAGACUAUGAGCCCUGUCACACCAUCAAAAGUCAAAAGCCACCCACCAAGGUUAAUUUUCGUAAUGGCAAGAGCAGCUCCCAGAACAAGAAAUCCCAGAAACGUUCGUCUUCAGACGAUGAGGACGACGAUUAUCAAAAGGGAGCCUCUGCUGGGCCACGGCGGCAGGCUACAGUCAACAUCAGCUACAAGGAAGAUGAGGAACUGAAGACCGACUCUGAUGACCUGGUGGAAGUUCUUGGGGAAGAUGUCCCACAACCUGAGGAAGAUGAAUUUGAAACACUGGAGAGAGUGAUGGAUAGCAGAAGUGGAAGGAAAAGGGCGGUAGGAAGCGUAACUACGGUAUAUGCUGUAGAAGCUGAUGGAGACCCUAAUACCAAUUUCAACCCCAACAAGGAGUUAGGGGAACACCAGUAUCUAAUCAAGUGGAAAAACUGGGCACAUAUUCAUAACACGUGGGAGACUGAGGAGACCCUUAAGUUGCAGAACGUCAGGGGUAUGAAGAAACUGGACAAUUUUAAGAAGAAGGAACAGGAGAAAAAGAAAUGGUUAAAGACGGCAUCACCAGAAGACAUCGAAUAUGUCAGUUGUCAGGAAGAACUCAUUGAUGACCUGCACUCUCAGUACCAGCUUGUGGAGAGAAUCAUAGGUCAUUCCAACCAAAAGUCAGCUGCUGGUUUCCCAGACUACUUGUGCAAGUGGCAGGGAUUGCCAUACUCCGAAUGCAGCUGGGAAGAUGGAGCUCUGAUUUCUAAGAAGUUCCAAAAAUGUAUUGACGACUACAUGAGCAGAAACCAGUCAAAGAACAUUCCAUCCAGAGAGUGCAAGGUUCUGAAACAGAGACCCAGAUUUGUUCCUAUGAAAAAGCAGCCACAUUACAUUGGAGGUGAUGGGCUAGAACUCCGGGACUACCAAUUGGACAGUUUAAACUGGAUGGCCCACUCCUGGUGCAAAGGCAACAGCUGCAUCCUUGCUGAUGAGAUGGGUUUAGGGAAGACCAUCCAGACCAUCUCUUUUCUCAACUAUAUGUUUAAUGACCACCAGCUAUACGGGCCCUUCUUGUUGGUUGUACCCCUCUCUACCUUAACAUCGUGGCAAAGAGAAAUCCAACUUUGGGCUCCUCAGAUGAAUAUUGUUGUCUACCUGGGAGAUAUUCGAAGUCGCAAUAUGAUCAGGACACACGAGUGGAUGCAUGUCCAUGCCAAGAGGCUGAAAUUCAACAUCCUGCUUACCACAUAUGAAAUUCUUCUUAAAGACAAGUCUUUUUUGGGAAACGUUAAUUGGGCCUUCAUUGGCGUGGAUGAGGCCCAUCGACUGAAAAAUGAUGACUCUCUCCUCUACAAAACCAUGAUUGACUUCAAGUCUAAUCACAGGCUUUUGAUCACAGGAACCCCAUUGCAGAACUCUCUCAAAGAGCUCUGGUCCCUUCUGCACUUCAUUAUGCCAGAAAAGUUUUACUCGUGGGAGUUAUUUGAAGAGGAACAUGGUAAAGGACGGGAUUCUGGCUACACUAGUCUGCACAAAGAACUAGAACCUUUUCUUCUACGCAGAGUCAAGAAAGAUGUGGAGAAAUCUCUCCCUGCCAAAGUGGAGCAGAUCCUCAGAGUGGAAAUGAGCGCUAUCCAGAAACAGUAUUACAAAUGGAUUCUGACCAGAAACUACAAGGCUUUGAGUAAAGGUACCAAAGGCAGCACUUCCGGUUUCCUAAAUAUCAUGAUGGAGUUGAAGAAGUGCUGUAACCACUGUUAUCUCAUCAAACCUCCCGAGGACAACGAAUUUCUCAACAGAGCUGAAGCAUUACAGCAUCUCAUUCGCAGCAGUGGGAAGCUGAUUCUUUUGGACAAAUUGCUGGUGCGUUUAAAAGAGCGAGGCCACAGAGUUUUGAUAUUUUCCCAGAUGGUUCGGAUGCUGGAUAUCCUUGCCGAUUACCUGAGAAGCCGACAGUUUCUCUUUCAGCGAUUAGAUGGCUCCAUCAAGGGUGAAAUGAGGAAACAAGCUUUGGAUCAUUUUAAUGCAGAUGGCUCGGAGGAUUUCUGCUUCCUAUUAUCCACACGUGCAGGCGGCCUGGGUAUCAACCUGGCUUCCGCUGACACAGUUGUCAUCUUUGACUCAGAUUGGAACCCACAAAAUGAUCUCCAAGCCCAGGCCAGAGCCCAUAGAAUUGGACAAAAGAGACAAGUUAACAUCUACCGUCUGGUGACAAAGAGUUCAGUGGAGGAGGAAAUCAUUGAGCGAGCAAAGAAGAAGAUGGUGCUGGAUCACCUUGUCAUUCAGAGGAUGGAUACGACAGGGAAAACAGUCCUCCACACGGGCACUGCUCCCUCCAGUUCAGCACCAUUUAACAAGGAAGAGUUGUCUGCCAUCCUGAAAUUUGGUGCCGAGGAACUUUUCAAAGAGCUGGAGGGCGAGGAGCAGGAACCACAGGAAAUGGAUAUUGAUGAGAUUCUUAAAAGAGCUGAAACCAGAGAGAAUGAUCCUGGACCUUCCACCGUGGGAGAAGAACUGCUGUCUCAGUUCAAGGUAGCGAACUUCACCAUGAUGGAUGAAGAGGAAAUAGAAAUGGACUCGGAGCGUAGCCAUCGAAGUUGGGAUGACAUCAUUCCUGAAGAGCAGAGGAGGAGGAUGGAGGAGGAGGAGAGGCAGAAGGAGCUGGAGGAGAUCUACAUGCUGCCACGCAUGAGGAACUGUGCCAAACAGAUAAGCUUUAAUGCAAAUGCGGGCAGAAGGCAGGGCCGAAGCAGGAGAUACUCCGGGUCAGACAGUGACUCCCACUCAGAUCGAAAGAGGCCAAAGAAACGUGGCCGGCCUCGUACUAUUCCGCGUGAAAAUAUCAAGGGCUUCAGUGAUGCUGAAAUCCGGAGGUUUGUCAAGAGUUACAAGAAAUUUGGUGGACCGCUGGAAAGGUUGGAUGCUAUUGCUCGUGAUGCCGAACUUGUGGAUAAGUCUGAACAUGACCUGAAACGCUUGGCUGAAACUGUCCACAACGGCUGUUUGAGAACACUACGCGAGAACCCAUGUGGACCUGAAAGAAAUUCUGGGGGCAGGAGAGGGAAGGUAAAAGGUCCCACAUUCAGGAUCUCCGGUGUCCAAGUCAACGCCAAGCUUGUUAUCUCUCAUGAGGAAGAGCUUGCUCCGCUUCACAAAGCCAUUCCUGAGGACGCUGAAGAGAGAAAGAAGUACAUGAUUCCAUGCCACUCGAAGGCAGCACACUUUGAUAUUGAGUGGGGGAAGGAGGAUGACUCCAGCCUCCUCAUUGGCAUCUAUGAGUACGGUUAUGGCAGCUGGGAGAUGAUCAAAAUGGACCCAGACCUCAAUCUUACACACAAGCUCUUACCAGAUGACCCUGACAAGAAACCACAGGCCAAGCAGCUCCAGACCAGAGCAGACUACCUCAUCAAGUUACUGAGCAAAGAUCUCGCCAAAAAAGAAGCUCAGAAACAAGCAGGGACAGCAAAUUCUCGAAAGAGGAAGCCAAGAAGCAAAAAGAGCAAAACUUUGAAGCCAACUCCAAUAGAUGAGAUAAUGAAGAGUGCAUCCUCAGAUCCUCCAUCAGACAAGAGGUCGGAUGAUGAGGACGAAAUAGAGGAGGAAAAGUUCCAGGAAGUAGAUCCAGUUAAGGCUCCAAGCAGAAGAAGCAGAGCAGACAGGAUAACAGGGACGGAAGACAACGAGGCACACGAAGAAGACGACGACGAGGAUGAUGAUGAGGAGGAGGAGGAAGAUGAAGAAGAGGAGGAGGCUCGUCAAGAAGAAGGCUCUUCAUCUGGUGAGAGAGAGGUGCUAAAAGAAACAAAAGAAUGCACAAAGGAAGAAAGUUGGGAUGGAAAAGACACAAAGGAGCUAAAAGAGAACCCUUUGGAAGCGGUAAUUAAGCAAGAGGACGCUGUGGAAAAUCUGAGUGAGAACAAAGCUGAGCUCAGAGAACGGAUAAAGAAAGCACCUGAUGUGCCAGUCCUCAUAUCAGCAGGUGGAGAGAACCUACAAGGCCUGGAGGAGUCCGAAGAACUAGACCAAAAAACCUUUAGCGUGUGUAAAGAAAGAAUGCGACCUGUCAAGGCAGCACUCAAGCAGUUGGACCGACCAGAAAAGGGACUGUCAGAGCGUGAGCAGCUGGAACAUACCCGGCAAUGUCUCAUCAAGAUUGGAGACCACAUCACUGAGUGUCUCAAGGAGUAUUCCAACCCUGAACUCAUCAAACAGUGGAGAAAAAACCUGUGGAUAUUUGUUUCUAAAUUCACUGAGUUCGAUGCCAGGAAGUUGCAUAAACUGUACAAGCACGCCAUCAAGAAGAGACAAGAAAACGCUCAAGCAGCAGAGCAAAACACUAGAACAGUGGGCUUUAAACACGCAGAUAUUGAUCGGCUGAGGGACAGCUGUCACCAGGAUGACAGCAGCAGGGACAGUUACAGCUCAGACAGACAUCAGCCCACAGUUCGCCAUCAUGACACCAGCAGGGACAGACACAGCUCGGAGGCUCCCAGGAAGACUGCGGGCGAUUCAAGGAAAAGGUCCUACUCCUCAUUCAGUAAUGGCAAAGACCACCGAGACCACUACAGACCUGACAGUAGGGACAGACAAGACAGGCAUUACAGUGACGGCAAGCAAAGGAAGCUGGAGGAAGUGCGCUCCAGCAGAGACCAACGGCCAGACUUAAAGGACUUUCUCCACUCGGACCAGCGCUCGUCCUACCGCUACCACUCGGACUGGCAGACGGAGCAGAGGGCGUCGGCCAGCGGGCCGCGCUCUCCCCGAGACCAGCGCUCCCCUUAUGACUAUUCUUCGGAUCACAAGAGCACGCCAGAGCAGAUCUGGAGCAGCCGCAAAACAUAACGGCCGCUGGCGUCUGCCGCUGGCAGCCUUGAACUCUCCAACACAGCCGAUGCCUUACAGGACGCUGUAUAAGCACUCAUUCUGGACAGCCUGGGAGACAAACGCUACGCAGCGUGGACAAAGAAUCAGAGCCUAUUUUUGUAUUUAAGAAAGCUGCAUGCAGCACACUUUUUUGUUAUUUUUAUAUGAAAACGUUCUCUUUUUUUUUUCUUUUUCUUUUUUUUUUUUACCUCCGGUCACAACAGACCCCGAGCACUGCCUCAUAUUCCAUCAAAUCAAGACACUGGAUGUUUGCUCACGUGGAUCAUACAAUGUGAUUUUUACCUUAUUUAAGUGUUAUGGGGUAGAAGCGUCACUUGUCAUCACCGUCAUGUUCAGAGCUGACCUUCAAUCCAGUCUGGGCUCAGGCUGACCACCUGAAGUACCUCAUUUUCACCAUUUCUCAUUCCUUUGCUUCCCCCAUCACCACCUGAUCAUUAUUAUUUAAGAAUGACACAUAGUAUGUGUAAAAAAAAUGACUGCAUUUGAUGUUUCUUGUAUUUCCCUUGGAUGACAACUUUGUAAAUGGAUGUAAAAUAGUAAAUGGGUGGUCCUUUUCCUCAGGCUUUUUUAGAUUGAUUAAGAUUCUACUUUUCUCCAUCAACUCAGGCUUUUGUUGUUCUUUUCUGUACGAUAGUUCUUUCAUGACGAUGCUUUCAGAAUGUGACUUUUUGCUAAAGGGAAACUUCUUACUAUUUUUGCUUUUAGUGCUUAUGCUUGAAAGUCGGUCAAGCUGCAAGAACUGACUUAUAAAAUCAGUCUAAAAAGUCCUGCUAGAACUUUGACUUGUGUUUUCCUCAGAUGUUUUGAGUGUAGGCAAUAAUGAUAAUAAUGUCAAUCUUCUAUGCAGCCAAGUAUAUUUGUGGUGAAGCACCCACCUGAAUGAAGUCACUGUUACGGUUCACACUGUUGUGUUGUACAUACCUUUCCUAUAUAUUUCACGAGAGUGCAUGGAUUUUUAUCAGCUGUUUUUAUAUAGUUGUUAAUGAAGCCAUUAAAAUCAAUCACUGUACUCACUUGGAACAA